AAUGAAUCGGAAAUGAUGUGGCCGUUUAUGACAAUGAAGCAUGCCCGCCUCUCAACGGCCUGUUUAGUAACUAAGGCUUUAUGUCGAUUGCAGUGGUGGUGUCGUCUGCGGUGACAAGAGGAGUGAAGCCAAAUUACGUGGAUUAUAUUUGAAAGUAUAUUACAAUCGUCGAUUCUUAUGGUCGUUUUCGUUAGAUAGUUUUUUAUUAGAUAGCGGAGAAGGAAAAAAAGCAAUGGAGCAGUAUUAAAUUGAAAAUGAAUCGUUCGGCGAAUCAAGAUGGCGGUGAGUAACAAGACGAAGAACUUGCAAGCGAUGAACAUCAGUUCGCUUUUCAGUCGUCUUCAGGGUGCAUUUUCGGAAGCCAUGGCACCGCCCAAAUUUGUUAUCGACCGUAGAACGAUUGAAAAAACUUGGAAAUUAAUGGACAAAGUGGUAAAGUUGUGUCAACAUUCAAAAAUGAACCUAAAAAAUAGUCCUCCCUUCAUAUUAGAUAUACUACCCGAUACUUAUCAACAUCUUAGACUGAUUUAUGUGAAACAUGAAGAUAAAAUGCACUUUUUAAAUGAAAAUGAAUACUUUAGGAUCUUUAUAGAAAAUCUAAAUCGCAAAUGUAAGCAGGCAAUCAAACUAUUCAAGGAAGGCAAAGAGAAAAUGUUCGAUGAAACCUCACAUUAUCGAAGAAAUCUAACUAAACUUAGUUUAGUUUUCAGCCACAUGCUUUCUGAACUUAAGGCGGUUUAUCCAAAUGGAAACUACGCGGGUGAUACUUUUCGCAUCACCAAGAGCGAUGCUGCCGAAUUCUGGAAAAAUUCUUUUGGUGACAGAACAAUUAUAACAUGGAGAUUAUUCCGGCAAACGCUACACCAAGUUCAUCCAAUCAGUUCUGGUUUAGAAGCAAUGGCUUUAAAAUCUACAAUAGAUUUGACAUGUAAUGAUUACAUAUCAAAUUUUGAAUUUGAUGUUUUUACAAGGUUAUUUCAACCCUGGUCAACAUUAUUACGAAACUGGCAGAUAUUAGCAGUAACUCAUCCAGGAUAUGUAGCAUUCCUUACAUAUGAUGAAGUGAAAGCAAGAUUACAGAAAUAUACAAAUAAGCCUGGAAGUUAUGUAUUUAGAUUAAGUUGCACAAGGUUAGGUCAAUGGGCUAUUGGCUAUGUUACUGCAGAUGGCAGUAUUCUACAAACCAUUCCUCAAAAUAAGUCUUUAUGUCAAGCUUUACUGGAUGGAUAUAGGGAAGGCUUUUAUCUAUAUCCUGAUGGAAGGAAUGUAAACCCAGAUCUUAGCUGGGCAGUACAAGCGACACCAGAGGACCAUAUCAGAGUUACUCAGGAACAAUAUGAACUAUAUUGUGAAAUGGGCUCAACUUUUCAGUUAUGUAAAAUAUGUGCUGAAAAUGAUAAAGAUAUUCGAAUUGAACCUUGUGGUCAUCUUUUAUGUACACCUUGUCUUACUUCGUGGCAGCAGGAUUCAGAAGGUCAAGGAUGUCCAUUUUGCCGAGCUGAAAUAAAAGGUACUGAACAAAUUGUUGUUGAUCCUUUUGAUCCUAGUGGAAGAACAAUCAGAAGAGAUGAUUCUCAAGGCUCAAAUACUACUAAUCUUGUUGAUUUGGAUGAUGAUGAAAACUUUGAGGAUCCAAAUACAUGGACUUCCUGUCUUCAAGCUUUGGCUCUUUCUCCAAGAUCAGAAACUGCUGAUGGAAGCAGGUCAAAUAGCAGAUCUCCAUUAGUUUCACCCCGUGCCUCACCACAAUCUACUCGUAGACCACCUAUUUCUGGGCCUCCUCCUGUUCCUCCACGGCGAGCAUCUCCAACAAAUACUCCUGGGUUAUCACCUGGUACUUCUCCAAGGUAUCAGUGUAACAUACACCGACAUAAAACACGAAAACUCUCAAUCAAAAAAUUCAGUUCAAAGCCAAAGAAAUAAUCAAAGCAAUUCAAUAAUAACAAUGCCAACAACCUCUUAUGGUACAUGGCCUAGAUCAUCUCCAACAAUCAAUAAUCCUCUUCAAGGAAAUAUGUCAUCAUCUCUUCCACCAUCAACAGCUGUUACUCCAUCA
Messenger RNA from Centruroides sculpturatus (bark scorpion), 2056 nucleotides. RefSeq names its product E3 ubiquitin-protein ligase CBL-like. The record is from RefSeq and is a predicted model, not a curated record. Gene Ontology annotation, molecular function: calcium ion binding; phosphotyrosine residue binding; ubiquitin protein ligase activity. Bases 277 to 1923 code for a protein of 548 amino acids. NCBI's taxonomy places the organism in Eukaryota, Metazoa, Arthropoda, Arachnida, Scorpiones, Buthidae. Gene Ontology annotation, biological process: cell surface receptor signaling pathway; negative regulation of epidermal growth factor-activated receptor activity. Gene Ontology annotation, cellular component: membrane raft; plasma membrane. The transcript is spliced from 9 exons.